Molecule: messenger RNA, 1203 nt
Organism: Penicillium subrubescens
Lineage: Eukaryota; Fungi; Ascomycota; Eurotiomycetes; Eurotiales; Aspergillaceae
Product: retrotransposon gag protein
Exons: 1
Coding region: 1-1203 (400 amino acids)
Molecular function (GO): nucleic acid binding; zinc ion binding
Source: RefSeq, a predicted model, not a curated record
AUGCAGCACCAGGAAUCGACGAGCCCUCCCGGGUGGGCGCAAACGCUAUUACAGCAGAUAGCACAGACCCAGGCUAUGCAGAACGAAGAAAGGGAGCGGCGUCACCAGCAAGAUGCUGCUCAAGAGGAGCGGAUGCGUCGCCUCGAGGCAAUGCUGGAGCAUCAGGCCUCACUAGCCAUAACGACAACCACGACGAACGAAGGGCAGGCGACACCUGCACGAUCAGCCACCGAAUCGGUGCCGGUUCCCCCACGAACAGAGAUUGUUCACCGACCGAAACCACGUCUCCCGGACCCAAAACCAUUCGGUGGAAGCACGAGCGAUUGGCCAACCUGGCGCAUUUCGAUGGAGAACAAGCUUAGUGUGGACGGCGAAGCUAUCGGUUCCCCUCAAGACCAAUUCAUGUACGUAUUCUCUAGACUAGAGAAGCUCGCCUGGAAGAAUACUGGAACCUUCGUGAAACUCCGCCGGAACACUGGCGAACCGCAAGCCUUACUCGGCCACCUUGAGAAUAUCUACGGAGACCCGAAUAUCAAAGCACGCGCAGCAAGACGACUCCACCAGAUUCGACAACCAGAAGACAUGAGCUUUUCUAGGUUCCUUCCUAGACUAGAAAAGGAAUUCGCUGAUGCAGACGCUCUUGAAUGGCACGACGAGGCAAAAAGGCAGAUCCUUCUUAGCGCGCUCAAUAAGACCAUGACGAAUGCGUUAAUGAAUCGAGGCAUCCCUGCUACCUCGGCGGACCUGAUCUCCCGGCUUCACGAGAUCAGCUCAGAUAUGGAUGCCCUUAAUAUCAACAAAGAGGAACGAACACGUCGUCCGCGCUCGCCUAGACAAAAUAGCGAUGAAAUGGAUUGGACACCGACCGUGUCGGUAACCCGUGCCGAACCACACACGAAACACCGCCGACCCGAAAGCGGAACGCCGAGACAAGCUCAAUGGGUUAGUCAGGACGAGAUAGAUCGGCGACGUGCUGAAGGGAAAUGCCUACGAUGUGGAAAAUCUGGACACCUUAUCGCGAGGUGCGCGCUCCUACCGGCACAACGGCCGAAUGGUACACGUAUCGCUACUACCUCGAGCAAGAAGGGAAAGGAGCGCACGGUCAAAGUGAAGAAGUCGAAGCCUGCAAGUGACCUAGAUUCAGUAAUAACGGCUUCUGACGACGAGAGUGUGACUACUGAGGAUGAAUCGGGAAAAGAGUAG